UAUUAUAAUGAGUCUUGCAACACUGAACGUGUCAGAAAAAACUUGCUCGAUUGCUUGCCGUCUUGUGAUUUUUCUCCUUGUUUUUAAUUUUCAUGAAAAAUAACGGAAAAAUGAAUAUUAACUGUAAAACAAUGUGUUAAUGACUCAUUAUCUAAACGUUAAAUAAAUGUGUUUACAUGAGUGGGUUAUGCUAUUCGACUAUAUGUUUAUCAUGUGUGGCAAAUGUAUCAAUACAAGGAUGAAACAUACUUUGGCUUUGUAAUAAACUAGAACAACGGUAACUUCCAAGAUGGAGCAUGCAGAUUUGGUGGCCGAGAUGGCCCAGGUUGAGCACUUGACAACACAAGAGCGCCUACACCUGGCCCGGAGACGGCGCAUGCAGCAGCUAAAAAUAUGGCAGCAACGGGAAAAAGAGUGGGCGCGGCUACGACCAAAACGGGAGAAAAGCAACAAAAGGAACAUAUACUUUAGCGAUAGUGUGAUGCUGCUCGAAGCGGCCGCCAGAAACGAUAUAGAUGAAGUGCGCCGUCUACUAGCCCGCGGCGUCACGCCCGACGCCACAAACGAAGAUGGCCUCACGGCAUUGCAUCAAUGCUGUAUAGACAACAACGAGGCUAUGAUGCGACUACUGCUCGACCACGGGGCGAACGUCAACGCGGAAGACAGCGAGAAAUGGACGCCAUUACACGCCGCGGCGACUUGCGGCAACCUCAACUUAGUUCGAAUAUUAAUACAACGAGGUGCAAACUUAUUAGCGGUUAAUGGAGAUGGGAAUAUGCCAUAUGAUAUAUGCGAGGAGGAGCGGACGUUGGACGCGAUCGAAAGUGAAAUGGCGGCUAGGGGUGUCACGCAAAGGUUAAUAGAUGAAACCAGGGCUGCUACCGAGAUGAAGAUGCUUAUGGAUGUGGCGGAUUUAGUCAAGGAGAACAUGGAUUUGGACGAGCCCAGGGACAACCAGGGGGCUACGUUGCUCCAUAUAGCAUCAGCGAAUGGAUACAUAAAAGUGGUGGAGUUUUUAUUGGAACACCGCGCGUCCACCGACGUGGUGGAUCACGACAUGUGGCAACCUGUCCACGCCGCUGCAUGCUGGGGACACUUAGAAGUGCUGGAGUUAUUAGUCCAGUACGGAGCUGAUCUCAACGUGAGGAACAAACACGAUGAAACCCCGGCAGACAUCUGCGAGGAGGGCGAGGUGCGCGGGCGCAUCGCGCGGCUCGCGGCCGAGCAGGAGGAGCUGCGGCGCCGCGCGCUGCACGCGCCCGACCGUCUGCGCGCCGCGCGACGCUCCUCCUCCUCCGCCAGCACCAGCCGCGUGCGGUCGGUGCGGCGCACGUCGCUGCGCGAGAAGCAGCUGACGGCGAAGGCGGACGUGCGCGGCGAGGCGCGCCUGCGCGAGACCUUCGACUCCGCCGCCGACGACGAGCUGCAGGGUCUAGCAAACGGCGUGGAGAACGACCAGAAUACCGCAAACUUACAAACACCGGACCUAACCCACAAAAGGUUAUCGACGAGUUCAACAACAUCCGGCCAGAGUUACGACUCAAACGUCGACUAUGCGGUGCCGAAGCACUCGUACAACCAGCGAGCCACGCACAGGGCGAGCGACGUCAGCGAUACCUCCGAUAACAUACCCUACCAUCAACCAAAGAUAACAAACCCGUUGUUCGGGGUGAACGCGGCCUUACACUACGCGCCCGGAACGGUACCAACCGCACAACAUGAAGCAGUUAACGACACGAAACUAUACGACAGACAAAACCUACCGAACGGUGUCAGGAAAGCGCCCGAGGGACAGGACAAUGACGCGUACAAAACAGAGGACGCGAUAGACGGUAGGAAAGAGUUGGUCGUGAACCCAAACCAGAUCGCGAUCAGUGAGGGCGGCACCGCGACCUACACCACAGACAAUAAUGGUAAAAUCAAUGUUCAUGUCACCGUCAUGAUUAACGCAGGCACCCUAGCCGAUCUCAAAAAGCAGCGUUCGCAAAUACGGACGAACGGCAGCCCUGUGGAGAGCAGCCUGACGUCCACCAACCACAGCCUGAGCUCGCUGCCGGAGCAGAGCAAGGAGGCGCCGGCGCAGCUCAGCGCGACGAGCCUGGCGCCCGCCGCCGCCGCCGCCGUGCCGCGCUUCUCCGGACACACCAGCGACGUCGUCGGCGACACCCGCUCGCACAGGUGCUGUAUCAUCAUGUAGUGUACACGCACCCUUAUGUCUACGACUAAUGUGAUCAUGGAAAGCGUACAAGUCUGAUUAUCAUUCCUUAAAUGGCGCUGGGGCUUUGACUUUUUAAUCUUCACGUGUCGCUUCCAAUUUUUAUAUAUCUAUUGUCUAUGUAUUUAAAUUAACUGGCAACUUGGAAGGUAGCACAGAUUAAAAACGUUGACGUAACGAGGCUCUGUUCGGAGAUCAUUGUGUAAUUGACCAUAUGCCGAAUGCCGAUAGAGUAUUGCCAUUUUUGCUCACCAAGCGAGGGCUUGCCAAUGGCUGGUAAACAGUGUGAUAGUGUUUUAAGAGCUCAAUGGUUAUCAUAUUUUUAGAUUUAAGGAAAAUAUAUGGUUGCUAAUACUUUACUUAGUGUUACAUGUGAAUCCUAUAUUGCAGAGUUAUUGUAUGUAUAAGUAUUAUAUUGUAGUUUAUGCCGUAUUUUUAUUAAUCUACAUUCCAUUAUUUUAAAAACUAUUCUUUACAACAUGAUGUGAUUGUGAUUGUAAAAUGGUACAGUAUUCUCUUCAUUGUCGAUAUAAUUAGGAAUUCAUUUUAUUGUCUGUACAUAGAUUGCAUAAUACAUAAAACACAGUACAUAAAACAUUCCUGAAUUAAACAUGCAAUAAUUAAAAUUCUAGAUGAUUGAAAGUGCCUCGUAUAUUGAUCUGUAGCACUUGACUAUGUGAAACAUAGAGUAAUUAAAUAAUUUUUAUUUAUGAAACAAAUUAUUUAAAAAUAUAUUUAAGUAAAUUCAUCUAUCCUUAUAAAUAUUUACGAAAGAAAUUAGAUUUAUUAUUUAAUGAGAACAAAUGAAUGUACAUAAAUCGGUGAUAUCCGCUACGAUGACUGCCUCGAUUAUUGUUUCCUUUUAGCCACACCCUAACAAUAAUAUCACUAGAUGUAGAUACUUCUGAAAAAUAAUAUCAGAAAUACGCGGUAAUCCCUACUAAUGACAGAAUUAUACGCGACUUCGCUAUACACGGCUUUUUCUUGAUCGCGAUUUCAGUAAUAUAUAAUAAUAACGAUAAACUUAGAUACAUACUCUAAUGAAGAAUUAUUUCGUGACUUCCAAUAAGUUUCAUGUAGUUGUGUUCAGUCCUGCCUAAGUAACUCAGAGCGUAGCUUACCAAAUGCGUAUUAUAACCUAACCCAUCCUAACCUAACUCUGGUCGGGGAGGAGCUAAUUAAUUCUAUACUUAAUAUUAAUGUUUAAAUUGUCCUAUUUUUCUUCUAAUCGAGAAACAAUACUGACUUUAAACAUUACUCGUUACUAAUAUGCAUUCAAUAUAUUUUGCACAAAUAUAUACGACUGUAAAGGAGGCGCGUGUUUUGUAUAAAUGAAAGUGUUCCUUGUAGAGAAGUCUGUAUGUAAGUAUUUAUUCUAUUGAAAUUGUACUUUUUAUUCUUAUUCGAAAUGUAGAAAAUUAUGUACGAAAAUUUAAAAUUUGUCUUUUGAUUUCAACAAUGACUUAAGACUGGAUUUUACUUAGUUGUUAUAAUAAGAAGGGCUGCGUGUGUGGGUAACCAAUAUGAAUAGGGAAAUAGUUCUUUUAUAGUGCUAUUAUUUACAGCUUAUUAAAAUUAGUUUACAAUAAUGUGAUGAAUUUUAUGGAGUGUUCUAUUUUUUGAAAAAGUAAACUUUGCCUUGAACUAUUUGUCUUUGUUAAUCCAUAAACUGUACCUACAUAUAGAACUACUUGUGUUUAUAGCCACACAUUUUAUUAGUUUUUAAUCUUGUCUUAUAAUACAUUGUUGGCAACCCACACGUCGCUAUUGAGAUUUAAAUUUCUAAAUACAGCUGAUUGUUGACAGAGAGAGGGGGCCACGGCAUUCGUGCUGUUAGAUCAUUUUAGUGUCCGUGCAUUCGACUAUAUUUUAUAUACUGAAUUUUUUGCCGACCGUAAGACGUCUGCAGACCUUACUUUAUACAUUUAAUAACUAGUCUUUUACAGUUCAUCUUAUUAAAAUACGACAUUUACUUAUUUUAUGUCACAAAAUGUUGAGUAGUUUUAGUGAUAAAAAUGGAAUUUUCAGUAUUGUAGACAAUGCACGGAUAAUUUAGUCGAGUGCCUUUGUUUUGUUUGUUGUAGCUAAAUACUCAAUUUGUGCCAAUUUUUAAUAUCUUGAAAAGCGAGCACAUUUUAUUUUUGCCACGAGUGGUGUUAUAGCGGUAGUACUCAUAAUUUUUUUACACAAAUUGUGAUUGCUCUUUUAAAAUUAUCUCAUUCAAUACUUUUCAUAUAUUCAAUUGGUAAAAACUACGCGCUAUAACACCGUAAAUGCUGUAUAGAUCCUAAAUUAUUUUUGUAAAGUGGUAACCCCCCUUUAGUGAACGUUUAGUGUACCAAUCGCUGUGUAGUGUUAACAGUUUUUAAAACAUUUGCAUUAUAAAAUUUUUAGAGGUCACUUUUAAUAUAUACUUUGUUUUAGUAGAUGAAUAUUGUGUAGUGUUAAUAUCUGUGGUAUUGUAGAUACGGUGGCAGACAUUCCGUUCGUUAUCACUUUGUUACAUUUUUAUAUUUAUACAUAGUAAUUGUAAGCUUUUGGAUAUAUAUUUAUCAUGUAGACGCCAUUAUGACUAUCCAGUAGCAAUUCAUUCGUCCAUAUCUUAGUCAUUAGAGUAACUACAUUAUAUUAGAUUGAUUUAUUCUUCUGUACUUAAAAAGUACUUAAUCUUCGUACAUUAUUGUAACACGCGGGAACUAAUACAUAUAGAAUACAUAUAUUAAUACAUUUAAAGAAACAUAUAAAGCAAUAUUUGAAUGGCCUUAUAAAGAGUUAAGCACAGCGUAAAGAUAUUGUUUUUUUUUUGGUACAGUAUUAUUUUUUUGAAAAGCAUUUUGAAAGCAUUUUUUGGUACUAUUGUAUCUAUUAUAAAUUACCAGUGCAAAGUAUUUGUGAUUUGUAAAGUAUGUUCAUACAAUCUGUAGGUUCAGCGCAUUUUCAUUGCAAAGAAGAUAUUUAAAUGACGCCUAAGGGCCGGCGUCCACUAGCGGAAUGGUUCAGCAAAGGGAUUUUUAGCUAAUAGGUAACUAAUUGUAAUAUACUCUAAUGUAAUGAAAUUAUAGCUGAAACUUCAGUGAUUCCCUCAAUGUACCUUACAUGUAAGGAUGGUUAUUCGUCGCCGUCCCGUCAGUGAACACCGAGCCUAACUAAUAACCUAAAGUUGUAUAAAAGUACAAAAUGGCAUAUUAAAAAGCGGCGUCAGUUGUCGUUUAUCGUCUGCAUAAUUAUUUUCUUUGCAAUAUGUUUGAUGUGCGCUGAUCCGUUUAAUGUUUUUAUUUUUAUUGUAUAUUAAUGUUGCGGUAAUCAAGUUGAUUUUUAUCAAACGUAUUGCUGUUUGAGCGUUGUUGAAAAGCCAAAUUCAUUUCUUCCAAUUAGUCUCGUCACAACACUAAGGCUUCCUCAAACAAAUAUAAUGAAAGCGAUCGUGACGAAUCCAUACAAGUUAAAAGUAUUCAUUAUCAAAAUGUAAUCUUCAUUUACUUUUGCCCAAGUCCUUAGCAAAUUCGAGUUAGGAAAAAUGUAAAAAUAAUAAAUUUUAAAAUAAAUAAUGAACGAUUGAUUUGGUUAUCGCAACAUUCAAGUGAAACUGUUGAUAUAAUGUACAUCUAUGUAGAUAUUGAAUUGUGCCUAUUGUCAGUCUUGCCUUAGUAAAGAGUGAAUAUCUGUGAACAUUGUUAUAUCUUGGAAGUGGUUAUCUUGUACAUAAUAAAUGUUGGAUUCUAUAUACGUAUUGUUUGAUAUAGUGAAAGGUUAAGGUUGUAUUGUGGCAGCUUAGAUACGAAAGUGAUGUAGGAACUUUUCGACGGGUCCUACGUACACUAGUAUAAGUGCAAAAACACAACUUUACAGGAGAACGAUUUAAACAUUCGAAACUUUAUAAAUUUGUCAUAAUUCAACAGAAAUAUUUGAAAUUUUGAAAUACUGUAACAUUCCAAAAUUUUAAAGAUAUCUGUUUAACUAUGACAAAUUUACAAAGAUUGGAAUGUGUAAACUCUCUCCUGUAAAGUUGUGUGUUUGCAAUUGUACUAGUAUACGUAGUUGUUACGACGACGAUAUUCGAAAUGUUACAGUAUUUCAAAAUUUUUAAGAUUUCUGUUGAACUAUGAUAAAUUUUUAAUUUACAAAGAUUAGAAUGUUUAAAUCGCUCUCCUGUAAAGUUGUGUGUUUGCACUUGUAGUAGUACACGUCGGCCCCGUAGUUUUGUUCGUUAUAAUCUAGAUUUUAUUAUUCCAUCAAUCGACUAAAAUACUAUUUGUUUUAUCUACGUGUUUUUUAAGUCUGGUAUUAUAUCUUUUUUUUAGAUACCAACUGAAGUAUUUUCAACAUUGCCUGUGUAUAAUAGUUUUCAGUCUCAUAUUUUUCAUCGAACUCCGUGGCUAACAUUCGGAGAAUCGGAUUCGCUACAUCACUAAUAUCCGUACGCACGGUUACGUCGAUCGUUACGAUAAAGAAAUAAAAGAGUUACGUCACAAUAAGUAUUUAUUACAUUCAUUGCGUAGAUUCGACGUCACCUUCGCAUGUUUGUAAAUAAUUUACAAAAUAUAUAUGUCGUGCAUAUUGUAAAAUGUUUUGAAGUAGAAUUUAAAUAUUUUUGAAAUUUGUACAACUCUGUAGAAGAGUUAAUUUAAUAAAGAAAUAUAGUGUAUGAGUACUUGCCAUUUUUCGUCUUGCCCUAUAAUGGCGAAUGUCACGCCGCGGUAUUUUGGGUCAACCUUUUUUUCGCUAGAAGAUCCGUCUUACCGGAGUAACUAGAGGCUGAGCCAUAAUGUGGUAAGCCAGUUCAAGUCGGAAUUUCUAACCGGUAACGAUUUUGAAUUUGAUUAAAGAUAAACUUAAUGCAAUACAAAGUUUGGAAGGACGUUGAACUAAUAAGAAUCUGUCAGUUAUGCAAUAUUUUGAAUUACUUUCUUUGAUGUUCAUUGUCGCAUAACAUGGUAAGGGUAUAACUUUAAGACGCGAUUUGUAAGAGCCUGUAUAACUUAUAGACACGAUUUAUAUGAGGACCAGCUUGGUUGGCCCGCCAAAAUAGAAUGUGCCUAAGUGAACUAAAUAAGGUCCCCUCAAUACGUAACAGAGUCGUUUAAUGUUUCCAUUUAUUGCCUUAAUCGCAUGAGACUUAGUAAAACAUAUACCUAAUAAUAUAUAUUGUAUCUUGAUGUUUUGUUGUUCUUAAGGUUAACAUUACUGUGUUAAUUAGCGAAUGUCUAUUAUUAAUGCAGCUAUAUUAAUACCAUUGCAGCAGAUUAAAUGAUAAUUUAAAACAAAUACGCUGUUAUAAAUAGUGUAUAAACCGUUGAUUUUAUAAAUAAUGGUUUCUCGAUACAGCAGUACAUUGUAGCGUAAA
Manduca sexta (tobacco hornworm) is the source of this 7559-nucleotide messenger RNA. It is a transcript of the gene MYPT-75D, whose product is annotated as protein phosphatase 1 regulatory subunit 16A. The transcript is spliced from 10 exons. NCBI's taxonomy places the organism in Eukaryota, Metazoa, Arthropoda, Insecta, Lepidoptera, Sphingidae. Gene Ontology annotation, cellular component: cytoplasm. The coding region runs from base 290 to 2197 and encodes 635 amino acids. Gene Ontology annotation, molecular function: enzyme inhibitor activity; phosphatase regulator activity; protein binding. The record is from RefSeq and is a predicted model, not a curated record.